CCUGUACUGUGUCCCCAGUCUCUGGUCAUCUCCUGUACUGUGUUCGCAGUCUCUGGUCAUCUCCUGUACUGUGUCCGCAGUCUCUGGUCAUCUCCUGUACUGUGUCCGCAGUCUCUGGUCAUCUCCUGUACUGUGUCCGCAGUCUCUGGUCAUCUCCUGUACUGUGUCCGCAGUCUCUGGUCAUCUCCUGUACUGUGUCCGCAGUCUCUGGUCAUCUCCUGUACUGUGGCCGCAGUCUCUGGUCAUCUCCUGUACUGUCUGCAGUCUCUGGUCUUCUCCUGUACUGUGUCCGCAGUCUCUGAUCAUCUCCUGUACUGUGUCCGCAGUCUCUGGUCAUCUCCUGUACUAUGUCCGCAGUCUCUGGUCAUCUCCUGUACUACUCCUGCAGUCUCUGACCAUCUCUUGUACUAUGUCUGCAGUCUCUGGUCAUCUCCUGUACUAUGUCUGCAGUCUCUAGUCAUCUCC
Molecule: messenger RNA, 465 nt
Organism: Staurois parvus
Lineage: Eukaryota; Metazoa; Chordata; Amphibia; Anura; Ranidae
Source: the annotation of a GenBank genome assembly